AUGGCCGAUGCUGCGGCACCCCAAACCACUCGCGACGGAACCGACGACCCGCCCCGUGUGAGAGAGAAGACGGGCCGUGAAGCGUGUCGGCCGCAUCCGCUCUUGGACUACGAGGUCUCAGACAAUGCUGAGAAUGAAGCAGCUACGGCGAUGUACGCUGCCGCGAUGGGCCUGCCUUCAAAGGAGUUGAAUGCAAAGAGCCUCCCGUCUUCGCUCAACAACAAGUUGUGGCAGACGCGGUCAUUUGCAGCAAGCAUGGCUGAGGUUCUUUACGAAGAGGCCAGCCCCCAAGCAGGCUUUUCACCCCAGAUCUACCGCAAAGGCCGCAGCUUCAGCGACGAAGGUCUGGACUUUGCUCCUGGAAGGAGUCCUCCCUUAUCGCCCUCGCGCGGCGAUCCGCCGGCAGGUGAGGAGUAUGCCGCCUUGCACGAUGCCAGACAUGUUGGGCCAUUGGACUUUGCCUCGUCCAUCACGAGUGCGGAUCCGGUGGUGGUCUAUGUGAGGCUCUCGAACUUUGUGGCGCGCCGGCGUGGAAGGUUACGCUUGCAUCUGGAAGAGGCGACUGCUUCGGAUGAUGAUUUAGACCUGGAGCCAUUUUCGCCAGUUCUUCAUCCUCAUGGAGUUCUUCAUCAUCCUCAUGGCAGCUUUGAUGCUCAAUUCGUGCCGGACUCCAGGCUGAGGCGAAGCCGCUCCGGGAGCGAUUCCAACUCCUCUGCCUACGGGAGUUCACCCAACCUGCAGGUGGCGCGACAAAUCUCUGGUGACUCGACCAGCUUUGAAGAGCGGAAAGCAGAAACACCCGAAGAGCCAGAAAGGUUGACGGUUCAUCCCUCUCCCAACCUCGAGCGAUGCAGCACCUGGAGUGAGACGAGGAGGAGCGAUCUUCCCGAGCCCGAAGAAGAGGAGGAGAUUGCCAGUAUCCAAAGGCACCUGGAGGCGAUGAAUGCUGCGGCUGCUGAUCUUAAUGCGGCUCAGGAGUCGUUGAACGCUUGCUUAAAGCGGCAGCGUUCGAUGAUUCACUUAUGGGCCGUGGUCAAUGCCAGACUGGCAAGAGCAGUUGGCGCGAAUCAUAUCGCCAAGGCUGUUGGCUUUCCUUGGUCCAACUGUCGAACGUCCGCGCAGCACGGUGUGAUAGUUCUUCUUCCGUGGCUCAAGCACGCUCUUUGA
Messenger RNA from Durusdinium trenchii, 1167 nucleotides. Lineage: Eukaryota; Dinophyceae; Suessiales; Symbiodiniaceae. The record is from the annotation of a GenBank genome assembly.